UUCGGGAGUUCGGGGUAGUCGGAUGUGACAGGGUUGUGUUCGUAAGUGUCAACCGGCGGACGAUUGUUUUGUUGUGCUCUAAUGUCAUUCAUUUAAACGCUAUCGAACACGGCAUCAGACACGAUAUAUCCGCGAGUGUUCCCGCGCCAGCAUCGACGAUCGUUCGGGGCGGGAAACGGUAUAUUCGACCGGUUCCUCCGAGUCGAGCGGCAAGUGUGUCAAACUCGAUGUAACGUGUUUUCUGUGCGUCCAUAGGCAGCGUAGCCGUGCAGUGGUCCGCUCAGUUUCGGAUACGUUUCUCGUCGAAUAAAAAUGCCGGUGUGGUGGUGAUCGUGGCCUCGAAGCGAGUCCUUUUACGGCGGGGACGAGCAUCGAAAGCGGAGACAGCCAGCCUCCCUCCUCUUCUCCUCUCUUGCUCUCUUGCUCUCUCCCACCGUCCGCGACUUUGGCCCAGAGACACGAAAGGCACCCGGCCCGACGAACCAACAACUACGAGAAACAAGAAGAAGAAACGUCUCGGAACGGCAGGUACAGCGCCAGCAUGGAAUAAAGGGACGCCGCGGGAUCAUAAACCGAGAGGAUUCGGAGGAAGGGCAUUCUCUUUCUUGGCCCUGGAUAGUAGGGUCAGGUAGAGCCACGAAUGAAAUGAACCGGCCUGGAGAAAUAGAAACCACGAGAGGUAAAUAGCGGGAGGGAAAGUUGGUGCAGAGGUGGGAAUCCUGAAGCGGUGAGAAAAUUUCGGGUGUUGGAGAAUAUAGAAAUUUGGUGGUUCGGUUGUAGGAACAAGAGUCUCCUGGACAAAUAGAUAAGAAGAGAGACCUGGAAGAAAUUUGAGCGCUGGAGAAUAUAUACAACCAAGGAUUCCUCUGAACGAACAAAAGUCAACUGGAGGCGUUCAAAAUAGACGAGCACCUCGAAGACACACCCCAUGGAAACUAAGGCGCCAAGGAGGAUAGGAAAUUAAUGAUCGAUUGGUACGUCUGAACCUGCGAGAGUCUCUUCGGACGAUAAAUCGAGACGAUAGAGAAUCUAAUCUAAAGAGAGUCUCUGCAGAGAGAGAGAGAGAGAGAGAGAGAGAGAAAGAGACUCCCUGAAGAGACAAGAGACAGCUCGAGACGGGUAAUUCAAGGAGCGUAUAAAGAAAAACGUCGACUGGCAAGAAUGAAGAAAUAGGACACCUGAAAGGAGAUCUGGAAUGGUUCCUAGGAAGAAAGAUAGAGGAAGAGAUUAAGAAGAAUUGAGACGGAUAGCGACCCUGUCGAUAAACCGAUGAGGAGGACAGCAUUCGAGAGAGGGUUAGAGAGGAAUGAAAGCUUGAGAGAACAGAACUGUGGAAAGGAUAAGAAAUUGUAAAGGAGAGGGAAGCAGGGAUAGAGAAAUUGAUUGAGCAUUCGAGAGAGUAUUUGAGAAGAAUGGAAGCUAGAAGAUAGGGAGAGAAGGGAAGAGGAACUUUGGGAAAGGAUAAGGAAUCGCGAAAGAGAGGGAACUCGUGUAAUAAAAAUUGAUUAGAGAACGUGGAAAAGGCGUCGAUAUUAAGGGGCUGCGAAAGGAGAGGGGCUAAAUGCCUGAUAAACGGACGAUAAAGGUGGAAGAGGUCUAAGAGGGAGAGGAAUGGGUGCCGGGAUGGGCAGGAGCGGGACGAGCGGCGGGUUCCUCGAGGCACUUCCUACGGGAACGCCGCUCCACGUGGCCAUGCUCGGCCUCGACAGCGCCGGCAAAACGACGGCGUUGUAUCGGCUAAAGUUCGACCAAUACCUAAACACCGUGCCCACCAUCGGUUUCAACUGCGAGAGAAUCCGCGGCGGCAUCGGCAAAGCGAAAGGUGUGAAUUUCCUCGUGUGGGACGUGGGAGGCCAGGAGAAGUUACGGCCUUUGUGGAAAUCGUACACUCGAUGCACGGACGGGAUCAUCUUCGUGGUGGACUCCUGCGAUGCCGAGCGACUCGAGGAAGCGAAGAUGGAGCUGACCAGGACAGCCAGAAGUCCGGACAACGCCGGCGUGCCUAUCCUGAUCCUGGCCAAUAAGCAGGACUUGCCAGGUGCGAAAGAGGUCGGUGAGUUGGAGAAGCACCUGGGGGUCUUGGAGCUGGCAGGGAUGCCGGGUAGCGCGUGCAUCCGAGUGCAGCCGGCGUGCGCGAUCACCGGCGAGGGCCUGCACGAGGGCCUGGACACGUUGUACCAGCUGAUCCUGAAGCGACGUAAGCUGGCGAAGCUGAACAGGAAGCGGGCCAGGUAGGCCAGGGCCUCGGAGGACUGCACAUGCGUCUUCUGAUAUUGUCAGUCGCGGACAGUCUCUCCUUUGGCGCCAGCUACGCCUUCCACGGUGUCUUCGUCCUCGUCCACUUCGGCGUCGCGCGAUGCCGGCGUCCGGGAGGAGCUCGAGUGAGAGUACGCGAGGCAUCGUCUUCUUCGAAGAAACGUCGAGCCGAGGAUCGACGAUUAAGUUUCCGUCGGCGCUGUGACGGAUCGUGUCACCGGACAUCACCAGCCGGCGGACUCUCGAUCGUUGACGGAUCCUCCGAGCAAGGUCUCUCCCGAGGCGGAGACCGAUCGAGGAGAAGCUUGUCAUUGGAGAAACAGUUCUUCCAAAGAGUAGACGAAUCAUCCGGUCUUUUUCGAGAUCGAUCCUGAAAAGCUUCCGAAGGGAAGCGGGGGUCAACGGUUUCCGGAUACUGUGUUGUUCCCCGAGAACGACAACGAAACGAGUGCUUCUUCGACGCGUUCACGCGAAAAGCUCUGUUUCGUCGGACUUCCUUUUCGACGAAGAUGUUACACGGAGUCUGUCGUCGUCGACGAAACGAGACCGGCCGCGAGAAUCGGACGCCUAUUUUGCUGCCCCGGGAACGGGUCAGCGGGCAGGUCUUGCGAUAACGACGGCUCCGUCGCUGAUACAGAUUACGUGGCUCGUAUUAAUAACAAUGACGGGUCCCGCGCACGAACAUCUGCGUCUAUGGUAAUCGGAGCGACGUCCCGAGCCGGGGAUAAGCUUCUUGAGCGAUCGUUGGCGACGCGACUGGGCGGAAAGAUUCGCGCGAGCAACGAGCCAAAGAGAAACCGGCCGAUAAGAGCCACCGCUUUUCACAAUUCGCGUUCGUUUAAUUGUACACGUGUCUAGACGGCUGUUUAAACAAAGGGAUUCGGGACACUCGUUUGCCUGUCGUUUUUGCCCGAGAUAAGAACUGCCUUGGAUCCUCUUAUCUCGAUCUUGACUAAUUGACUAAGCCCUCCAGCCCUGUUUCAUUUAAACCCGACCCAAUUCUCGCUAAGUUCACAACCUACUUUCGUGCUUUCGAAACUCGCAAUUUCAAACGAUCGAUAAUAGCAAUUGAUUUCGACGAAAGAAACGAAAGCCGGUCGCCGGAGUCGCUCAAAAGGUUUUUCCUCGAUCGCCGAUGGUCCCUGGACGAGCAUACUCGUUCAGGCUACGGGGAUCGUCUCUCCGCGUCAAUAAAUCUCAAACAAUCAUGGUAAUCGAUCCUGUAUCGAACUAGGCGAACUCGUAGAUAUGUCGAGGUGGGAUCGCGGACCUAGGAGUCCCGGCGACGAUCGUGCCUCUCCGGAUUUUUGCACCUUUAUACGUUGUAAACGCGAUGAAGAGCGACGCGUCAGGGCGUCCUGUCGCGUCGCGUACCUCCCCUCCCCCCCCACCGUGUAAAACCGAUUUUUGUAAAAAGAUGUGAUAAAGAACGCCCCCCUCGUAAGCUCUGUAGCGUCGCGUAAAAAACCGCGUGUCGCCCGCGACAAUUCUCGACGUCUUGUUAACUGCGACGGACUAAUCACCGUCUUAUCUAAUUACCGUCGAGACUCGUCGGAGCAGCGUUCACGCGCGCCUGUAUAUUUGUACUCGUUGUCUGUCGUGGUAUUUAACAGGGGAAGGGGACAGCAGCUCCCACGGGAAGCGAACCGAUCGUUUUGAGCUUCGGAAUCAUACAUAUCUCGAGAAAGUCGCAUGGUGCUGCUCUCGAUGAUCGCUGGAUCGUGAUACACGAGGAUGAUAUCGUUUGUCUUUAGGAUAGAUCAAAGUAUUUCGUUGAGUUUUCGCGGGUUGUUACACGCGUUUCGGAAAUUUACGCGGCUUUCGAGUGUUGUUGUUCGACGUAAUUGUUGCGUUUCGUUCGCGGAAGUUUGGCCGGGUUCCGCGUUACAGCCUCGAAAGUCUAGGGUUAAAUUGGUAAGAAUAGUCUUUCGUUUGCGGAGGUUUGACUUCAGUGCCGUUUCAUGCGAAUUUCGAAGAGGAUGACGUUUGUCGAAAUGCAAUGGGCACACGAUGUUUUGUUUGACAAAUUUUAUAGGUAGCCGCAUUUUAUACCGGAGCGCCGGUUUGAAGAUUCCUAAACGAUGAUGUUUCGUUCGACGACGUUCAAAAGGCGCAAUGUUUUGUUUGAGAAAUUUUGCGGGAGGUAUCGUUUUUUAUGAAAUAAUUAUUAGAGACGAUCUUUUGUUUGAGAGAGUUUGACGAAAUUGUAUUGGGACGAGCGAGUGGCUUCGAGGAGUAUAAAAUUGUUUCAGUUUGAGCUUGACGAUAAUUUCGGCUAGUUUUUGAAUAGCGAUGAUCGAUCGUCGAUCUCGCGGUAGCUUGAACUACGGAAACCGGCUCAAAACGGUGUGCGCUCGCGGUUCUUGCCAGUGUUUACCGAAGCCCCUCGGUAACACUGACACUUCCGGUAACGAGUAGCUCUUAUCGACCAGCAGCUUGUCAGACAAUAUUCCCGGUUUCUGAUUCCUUUUCCCGAAGCUGUGCCGUUCCCGUGUGCGUAACGAUCGACGCGUGGAACGCACUCGAGACUGUCGAGACGGCUCUUCACCGUUUCGAGUGCGUUCCGCGGGUUAGACACGUGGGAACGCGGCUUAAUGGAACUCGAAAUCGUUGUCCGUGCGACCGACUAUCGUUAUCUGUUCGUUCAGGUGGCUCUCUGCUUGCUCUCCUUGAUCCGGAAAGGGGAGAUUACCGAUUGCAAACGGAAACUCGGCUCGCCAUCGAUAAUUCGCGAGUCCGCUAGGGAGUACAUCUCUAAGCAUAUCAUUCGUCUUUCCGCGAAAUCGAAGGUAGCAAUUUGACGAACAAAAAGAUUGCACGAGAACAGUGAUCGUUUCCGACUGAAUAAAUCAUUUUUUGCAAGAACGAGAGGAAUCUGUGAAACGAUCGGAGAGGAGUGAAUCGAUUAAUUGUCGUUAGGGUGCAAGGGAAAAAUGCGCGAAGUUAAUGGGGGCGAAAUGAUCGAUCGGCUCCGAUGAGAAACGUGAGCCAGGAAUUUCUGAAACGGUCGAAGACGAAACGAUCGAUCAAUUUUUGUUUGACGAUAGCGUCAAGUGAAUGGAAUUUAACGAUUUCAGUAACGGGAACUUCAAUGAGCGCACAAGUCUGUCGUUGUUUCGAGUCGGAGACGCGCGAGGACUCGAAUAAAGGAUGCUGGAAUAGCCAUGAGUGAGUCAUUGUACGAAACGUAUCACCAUGAACGGUGUCGAUGAGUCAUUAAAACCCUUGGCGAGGUUGAAGGGACUUGUCACCUAUGCGAGCUCCAGUAGCACCACGGCCCCUUUAAAUCGUUUCACUAUUUGCACUCGAUUAAUUGGUUGAGCGGAAUCAUUUAUUCCUCAUUGAAUUCUUUAUUUCUAGUCAGAAAAGGUGUAGCAUUAGUUGUAUCAAUGAAUUAUCAUUCGAUUAGAGAAUCGAUACCUUAAAUAAUCCUUGUUAAAAAUUCCAUAAAAUCAAAGCAAAAUUUAUUUUACCAAAUCGAGUUGUAAAAUCGAUUCCUCUCUCUUUCUAACCGCAAUUAAUACACGAACAAACCAAACGAUCGAUCGCUGUGUUAAAAUCAUGUUUCCGUGACGCGUUUAAAAAGAUUGCAGGGUUCUUUUAAUUUUCGGGAAUCUCGAAUUAAAUGCUGGAAAUAAGAGCUGCUCGUCCCGAUCGAAAGCAGCUGUACCGCGAGGAUUGUUCCACUUCCGUUCGCCUAAUCGCGAAAAGCGAGAAGCCUCUUGUUCAAGCUUCGAUUUCGUUCAGCGUUCUCGUGGCCGACCCUCCUCGCACUUCCCUGCGGACUGCAACUCUCCCCAGAUAAGCAAAUCUCAUUCGGAUCCGAUAUAAAACAACCCAGAUACCGAGAUCGAUCUUCCAGACGUCCGUCGGAACGUCUCUCAACGAAAGCACAUUGCGCAUCGCUUCGCCGUCGAUUCCCCGAAGAUACAACAUCGUUUAAUUAAAGUAUCCAAGUAGAACGACGGUACCGAAGCAAACAAGCAGAAAUAAACCGGACGAGGAACGAUGCAAACGGUCCGCGCGUAUUCCGUCUGAUGUCCACGUUGAAACUUUUCGAACGUAGCAAAACUCCUAACAAAGAUAGAAACUUCCGAAAAUAAACGACCUAAAUCGUUUUCCACGUCUCUGAUCGGGGUUGGGGACAAUCAGGAUUUAUUUUAAUCUCUGUCCUCUAAAUUUAAUCGGAUCCGGUUUGCUGCAGACACCGAAAGAUCCGAGAAAGUGCUUCCAGAAAGUAACCACCGAGAGGACGCGUCCUAGAAUGUUCUGAACGAGUUAGGGGAGCAUACAAAAUUCGAUCUCCGUUCUCCAAAUUGAAUUAACUUCGAGGAAAGUUCUUUCAUAAGGACAGAGAGAAAUCGCCAAGAAGAGAUCGAACAUAUUUUACUGCUAAAUUUGUUCGCCGAGGAACCCGAAGCGGACCGAAGUUCUUCCAUGAAAAAUCUGCGAAAGAAACGAACUUCCAGAAACGAAGGAAAUAUUCGGAGUUUCCCUCCAGGUGGAGUAGAAACAGACCUGACCGGAGAAGAAAAAUAACAGAAUUAAUAAUUAAUAGGGCAAGUUCGCCCGAGGGUUCUGGAAGUUUUCGGCCUCGGACAAGGAAAUUCCGAGUUUUCGUUCGAACUGUCGAAGAAGCCGCAAACAAUUUUCAUUAAAGAAUUGUCCCCUAUCGGAGGGGGGCAAGAAGAAUCGGCAAGGAAAAUUGUAGCCGCCCGGGGCUGGCGAAGUUUUUCGCGGAGAAGUCGCUGCGGGGAGCAGUCGGACUCGAUGUUUACCGGCGAGACGCGAGAAUCGAUAUUUAAUUCGAGAGACAGGGGAACGGAGACCGGAAGUCGCGGUCUGCGGCGAACGAUAUACGCGUUUGUUGUCCGGAAGUGACGACGGUCUGUCUCGUGACGGCGGUCGCCGCGAAAUCCGGAAGCGAGGAAAAAACGCGGGAGAGCGGAGUGAUUUAAAUUUCUCCGGAGAAAAACGCUGUAUCGAGUUGCCAGGAUUUGGUGAAUGCGUGAUUUCUAUUCUGUUCGAUCUAUGGCUCAUUGAAAUCACGACAAAGAAUUCAAUCUUGAUAAUUUACCUACUAAAAGUCAAUUAAGAUUUCAAAUUUAAUUUCCGUCAUCUCUUUCCCAAUGUAUCUUGAUAAAAAUGCAAGAAGGAUUAAGAAGCACUCGGUAUGUUGUUUAAAUUGCAGAAGUUGCGUUAGAAGGAUUCCCGAAUGGCUGUGUUACACGGAAAAGAAGUUUGCAAAUGUUUUAAGCCAAUAAUAGCUGCCCAAUGAAUCCUAAAUACACUCACCGAAACGAUACGAUUGUUAUCCGUGGUUUUAUCAUCGAGAACAAGUCGCGAUCAGCAAACUUCCCGGUCACGAAGGACCGGUUGUAAAGCCACAUCAGAAUUAGCCUCGCGGAGAAAAAUAGCACUUAGAAGAUGCAAAUGAGGUCUCGAAGAAGCAGGGAAUCGAUAAAAGCACAGCGAGUGAGUCAGAGUACAGGUGCGAUUCCUUGAGCGGGUCACGCGAUUUUUGAAUAUUCAGGGAAACCGGUGCCAGCGACGGGGGUAACCCGGUCGUUUCUAUGGGAAAUUCGAUCGACCGAGAGAAAAUGUGGGGGCGGUUCGUGUCACCGUCGGUCGACGUGCAGAAGGCGUGCAGAACGAGGAUCGAGGAAAUAAAGAUGCGGCAGCGAGCCGUGAAACGAAACGACCGCGUCCCUGGAAACGGGAAACGAUGAUGGCCGAUGGCCCGUGUUAUCAGAUAGCGGCAAAGUGAUAUUUCUAGCGCCCAAGGAAGACUCGCGGAGCCACGGAAUUCUUUUACUGGCAGCUCGCGACACGUUCCCUGGAAAAUGCAACGAUCGCGAGCAUUCCAGCCGAUUACAAAAUGUCUCGACCACUGGUAACGCUUCGGUUUUCUUCUGGAAUUUCUGCGGCCAAUUCUGUACAAGUGUUUCGAACUUCGAAAAGGUUUCUAAUCGCCUUACAGCACUUCUCCGAUUAGGAGAAAAGUUUCGAGAGGAUGUUUUCUUCGAAACGCUGAAACGGUAGGUGGUCUUUGGAUGUCUUUCGUGGAAUACUGAAACGUGUCGUAUCGGGAAAAAUCUUUCUGGCCUUUCUUGGAACAGUUUUCGACGACAGAUUUUAUAAUGAUUUUUUAACCGGGCCCCUCGGAUCGCUGGCGAAGAUCAAGGUGAACUUGUUGUUCCAAACUGAGAUUUCAACAACCAAGUAAGACAAAUUAACCCUACAACGUUGGCUCCGGCGUGAAAAAUAUCCAGUGUCCAAAACGCCUAAACGAACAAUUUUCGUUGCCGAGGAGGAUCCGGUUGCGCAACGCCUCUUGAAUAAUUAUCGGGGGAAAAAGAAACUAGGACCGGAACUGCUGUGUGCCAUAACUCGACGCCAGAUGAAAACUUUUUAAGAACGCGAAACUCGCAAGCGUGAGAAGCCUUCUGAAUUGCAAAGGAAACAAUGGCCUGGACUUUACACAUUUCUCUGCGCGGAUACUCCUCUGGUUUUAUCAAACAGGUGCUUCCAGGAAUGCUGAUUUAAAUCGGCACUAUUUUCGCAGUCCUGGUCAGAAAAAGAGAAAGAGAGACUCCUCGUUUACAUGGCAAACAGGACGAAACACGUGAAAUGGAACCUGUUCCCUUCACACUUGGCGACUUCUUCGGACACGCUUCCUGGCGUUUAAGCACGUUUGCGGAGUGACCAGAGAUUUAUCGCUUCCUACAUCUUCGAUCGCGAGCACCGUUGUGCUAUCUUGCGAUCCUGAUUCGAUCCGCUUGUACGUCGAUGGCUGUAAUCGUUUAAUAUCGACGAGACUUUACAACGUUUUAAAACAAUUAUUUAUGAACGAUAAUAUUCUCGUUUCUUUCUAGACGGAAUAAGAAAUCAACUAUGGAUCGCGCGAUGCACGGUAACUGAUUAAUAUUUCAGAAAUUACUCAGAGUUAUCGGAAGUUUAACUAUUCUACGGUUUUCGUAGAAUCUUAGGAUAUAUAGAUUCGACUGAAAAUAUGCGCUACAAUAGGAUGCAGAACUUCUAUAAAACAAUACAAAAAUUGUGCCACCUGUUUCAUUUACUUUCGCAGCGGAUGCAGAACGCAAGAUUGGUCGGGUUCCUCGUCCGAGAGUUAAGCUAGGUACACACCGGCAGGACCAAUAUCCUUGACUUCCCGAAAAAUUCGAGCCGCGAUCAUAAUUCAGGACCGCCGGGGGUUUGCUAUUCAAAGUGGCCUCCGGUUUACCCCCGUCGGGGAUUGGAAUAUCCUGCAGGACGAACAUCCUGAACGGGCCGAACGUCCUCUCGCAGGCUGAUCAAACAGAAGGCUCUCUCCUCUCGUCCUAGUUGCAGCUUCGCGUCGCCUUAACCCAGUUCCUCCUAACUUCCGGCGGCACCGAUCGCCGCUACCGACGGCUUAAUUACCCCGGGCUUCUAAUUAGCGUGUCCUGGACCAUCCGGCGACGACGUGUUCGAAGGGCGACGAGAACGCUCGGCGAGAUUUCGCUUGUACAGGUGCGGCGGCAGCUAACGAAAAAGCCUGAGAAAGAGAGAAAUGCGGGGAACGCGGAUUUCUAACGACUAUAAUGAGUGACGAUGCUAGUCGACCCGAGAAUCAUUGAGAAAUAGAGGGAUGGGAGAAGGAGGAUAUGCGAGAGUUAGGAUGACGAGUACGUGUAGCGUACGCCAAAUUGAACUUUAUACUGUAAGGACACUUUGUAAAUAGGUAACCAGGCUGUAAGUCUUGCUGCGUCUCUGUCCGGCGAUGGAAAACCGUCGACGAUCGUUGGGAGAAGUUUUAAUGGAAUUUCGGAGCUGUUGCGUUCAUUUUCACGGGAGCCUUCUCCCUGGACGAGUAAGUUUGUUAAAUUGUCGGGGAACUCGUCGAACGAUCCGCGAUUCUCGCGAUAGAUCGUUAUCGUUCGUGUCGACGCAUCGAGUUGUUCGGAAAGUUUGCUGCUGAACGCAAACAAUCGGAAACACUUUUACAUUCGACUCUGAUCGGUGCGAAGAUAACCAUCGAAUAAAUUAUUCGUUUGUCAGCUCGCAACAUUCCGGACAAUCCAGUGAUUAAAAAUGCUUUGUUGAAUUUUCCUCCGACGAUGGAGUAAGGGGGGUGAAAGGAGCUUUGUUAAGUAUCGCCGGAGAAUUCACGAAAACGAGGCGAAAAAAGAGCGAAAGCCGGUCUCGUGUUUAACGAAUGGAAUUCGCGGUGUAGGAAAUUGAAACGAUUCGAACGGCCGGAGUUAUGCCGUUCGAUAGGAAAUUGAGAUUUUCGCCGACGGUUUUCCAGGCUCGGAGAGGACCGAACAAUAUCUGUCGAACAUGGUUGUUGUUUUUAUAUCGACUGUCGUUCAAAAUUCUAUUGUACACUAUAAUACUUGCCCUUGUUGUGUUUUAUUAUCAUUCAAUAUUUUAUCUCGUGCUUCGAUCGAUAGAUUACGAUAUUUAUGUAUUAUACGUACCGCUAAUCCCAUAGCGAAUGAACGAGAGGGAGAGCAUGUGAGGAUGGAACGGUUUGUAAAGAUUUGUAACGAGUGUUUGCAGAAGAGAAGGGAGAAGACGGGGGGAGACAGGAUGCAGGAACGAGUCACGUUUUUACCGUGAAAACGAGAGAACAAUUAUUAUACAUUGUCGUUCGUCCUCGCGCCGCUUCGAUAUUCGUAUAUUUAUGUAGUAGGCUCUCGUCGCCGAUUUCUUGUGUAUAUGCGCGCGCGCGCGCGCGCGUUGUAUGCACUCGUGUUGUACGCCCGUCGUCGUAGCUGCAGCCAAGUGGAUGUCGCAUUAAACAAAAAUCCGGGACGAGCUCUCUCGUUCCGACAGACUGAAUGGAUCCUUUUUCGACUGUGAGCGAGGAUUUUUUUUCUCCAAAUAAAUCAGCUAAUUCCGUUAUGUUUUAA
Megalopta genalis is the source of this 11153-nucleotide messenger RNA. RefSeq names its product ADP ribosylation factor-like 4 (gene Arl4). Gene Ontology annotation, molecular function: GTP binding; GTPase activity. The record is from RefSeq and is a predicted model, not a curated record. NCBI's taxonomy places the organism in Eukaryota, Metazoa, Arthropoda, Insecta, Hymenoptera, Halictidae.